Molecule: messenger RNA, 843 nt
Organism: Drosophila ficusphila
Lineage: Eukaryota; Metazoa; Arthropoda; Insecta; Diptera; Drosophilidae
Exons: 3
Coding region: 60-614 (184 amino acids)
Source: RefSeq, a predicted model, not a curated record
UUGGUUCCUUUUCGCGGAAAUUUCGCUUCAAUUUCGUUCAGUCGUUUUUGGUCAGCGUUAUGAAAACUGUUAUUAUCACUCUGCUUUUGGCCUUUGAGGUUUUAGCUGAGCAGCCACGGGCUUUGAACAGCUUGUGCUCGUACUUAGAUGAAGGAAAUGAUACGGCUUCCAAUCUGGGCAAUACCAAGAAAUGCUUCGCACGCUAUUUACCCGAGUUGGAAAACCAAGGAUCCACCUGGUCGCAGGGGUACAGUGACUGCCAAGAAUGCACCACCAAUGAUCGACAGUCUGUUCUAGCAGAUGCCUUUGAGGCACAGGAAAAGAUUCGGGAAGUCGCCUUAAGCAUUAGUUCCUUUAUAGACCAGUGUUUGUCCCUCACGGAUUCCCUGGAAUUUUUCACCUGCUUUGCCAAAAUGUCCAAGACGCAGCUGACCAAUGUGUACAGUAUUUCCUAUAAUUCCUCUGAGCAGGCCUUAAUCCUGAAUCAGAAAUUGAGCCGCAUAGAAAUGGAGCAUUAUCAGUGUACAAAUGAAACCGAACAUAAUUAUGUCCAAGGAACGGAUCAGAUCUUCCGAUCGUUGGAUCGUUGCUUGCAGCAGAAUGAAGAAAAAUAACUUUUAUGAACGUUACAUUCGAUGUUAAUAUCUAAUCUAUGGCAACGUCUCUAUUUACUGCAAUAUAUCAAAAGCUGACUGUAUCAGUAUUUGUUCUUUUAUAUUUAUAACACAUCUACAUUGUUCAUACUUUUAAGUUUUAGAGGUUAAUUGAGAUUAUAUAUUUGUUUUAAGAACUAAAUAUUGAAUCAGCUGAUUAUCUUUAAUAGAAUACAUUGUUUGUCCUAAA